Pecten maximus is the source of this 1270-nucleotide messenger RNA. Its product is annotated as CXXC motif containing zinc binding protein-like. NCBI's taxonomy places the organism in Eukaryota, Metazoa, Mollusca, Bivalvia, Pectinida, Pectinidae. The record is from RefSeq and is a predicted model, not a curated record. Gene Ontology annotation, molecular function: zinc ion binding. Bases 159 to 641 code for a protein of 160 amino acids. The transcript has 7 exons.
UUUGACCUGCACCUAUUUAUCAAUUGUGAAUUUAAUAUAAAACUGUCACUGUUUACAAAAAAACAAAUCAAUAACAAUAUAAAGAAAACGUAUCAACUAACUAAGGGGGGUAACUCUAAGUUUAUUUUGUGCACUUCACUCGUAUCAGAAGUAGAAGGAUGGUGAAAAUUGGUCUUCAGUUCAAGGCAGAUUUGGAAUUUUUAACAAAUUUAAGACCAGAUGGAGAAGAUUUUAGGUGGUAUAUCAGACUGAAAUGCUUCAAUUGUGGUGAAGCUACCACUGAUUUUCAGUAUGUUACACCGGCUGACAGCUCGCCAUUGAAAGGUGGCCGAGGCUCAGCAAGUAUGGUUAUGAAGUGUAAACUGUGUGGCAGAGAAAGCUCUAUAGACAUAAUAAAAGAUUCCAUAAAACCUUAUAAUAUUGAUGACAGUGGAAAAUUCAAAACCAUGGUUGUAUUUGAUUGUCGAGGCAUGGAACCUAUUGACUUUUCUCCUAGAGUUGGGUUUAUGGCUGAGGGAGCAGAAACAGGUGCAAAGUUUCCUGAAGUGGAACUGACAGAAGGUGACUGGGUUGACUAUGAUGAAAAGCAAUGCGAGUCUGUAGGAGUGUAUAAUAUUGAACACAAGUUUGUGAAGCUUUAGUGGACAGAAUUUAUAGAAGAUCUUCAGUGUAUAUUGCAUAUGGGUUAUCCAACCAGAAGACAUGGCUUCCAAUUUGCAAUAGUUUCUGGUUUUUGGUGGAUGUGUCAUAUGAAGAAGGAAGACUUUCUGAUGGGAUGCAUAUGGACAAUAUAAAAUUCUUUUACUAUUAAGUGAUAUAGUAUCAUCCUAAUGACACACAGAUAAAUCAUACCUUUAAAUAGAAUUUUAGUAAGAGUUAUCAUGUGUGUAAAAUGAAACUUCACCACUCAGCUGUUUCAUCCUGCUAGGACUCCGUUCAGAUAGGUGUGAUGCCAGUUACUGUUUGUGACCUACUAGCAUUACAAUCUUGUAUCAGAAUUUUUUUCAGGUUGGUUAAAAGUUGUAAAUUAUGCAUGUCCAGUUAUUUUGUUACCGAUUUCAGUCUUGUUGAACGAGUUACAGGUUAACCGCAGACAAUCCUGCUUAAAACUGAUCAAAUACACAAAAUUGUUCAUAUUUCCAUAACAUACCGGUAGGUCUAAUGUUGACCCAUCCUCAAAAUUCCAGGGGUUGCCUUGAUUCACUGACUUACAAUCUUUGUAUACAAAAUACUGUAAAUGUACAAAUUUUAGCGGUAAUGUUAUUUAAGC